ACUGACCGGAAGCCUUGCAGUUACUGCUGACGGAAGCACCAACACGAACUAGCUAAAAGCUAACUACACUGCACUUACCGUUGUGGUCGUGGUGCUUUGCUGUGAAAACUAGUUCUUCUAUUUAAAAGUGUCGAAAUUGACUUGUUGGUGAAGAGUUGGUGUUUCAAACAGGUUGACUCUCCAGGUCAUCUUGACCAUUGUGCGUGUGUGUCACCUUGGCUGUGAUCCUCAGUCUCUGUGGGUGUGGGUGAUACUGGCUCCGUGCCAGUCCUACGUAGAUGAAGAUGUCCCUGGCCCAACGAGUGCUCCUCUCCUGGAUCUUUGCACUGAUCUUCCUUAUCAUGCUGGUCCUCAAGCUGGACUCCAAGAUCCACUGGAACUGGUUUCUCAUCUUCCUCCCUGUUUGGACCUUUGACACUAUCCUCAUCCUCAUGCUGAUCGUGAAGAUGGCGGGGCGCUGUAAGCCGGACUUUGACCCCAGGGAUGGUGAGCAGAGCCUGAAGAGGAGGUUGUGGUACCUGACAGCCCUGCUGCUGAAGCUGGCCUUCUGUCUGACACUGUGCUCGCGCCUGGAGAGGCUCAUCGACAUGUGGGUCAGUGUGGUGUGUGUCCCUCUGUGGGUGCUUUUGGGUGGGGCACUGGUGGAGCUGGGGCACAGUGUUUUCCACUACAGGAGGGACUGAAUCUGAGAACUCUGCUAUACAUAGUUAUGAAAUGUAAUAUAUGCACUAAUCUGAUCCACUGGAUUGGUAUCAGGGUAUCAGAACUUUACAAGUGGAUUGUAUAUCAGUCAGACACAACCGAUCCACGUUAAACACAGUUACAGUUUCCUUGUCAGUGUCAUUAUAAAAGUCACUGUUUCUUAGCUGUUCUUCUAAUUUACAUUUUAGUCAUAGCAGGAUGCAGGCUGUACACAGAUUUUAACACAUUAUUUUACACACGGUGGCAAAAAGGAGCACCACAGUUGGAUCUGGAAAUAGUCUUAUCAGUGCAUCCUUUUGUCGUGCCACAGUGAGACCUAACCAUGUGUCAUUCUGUGAUGCCACUGGAUCUUAGUUUAAAAGGAAGAUUUUAAAUGCAUUAGUCCACACAGUUGGGCAUCGAGCUGUCACGUCGUUUUGGCAUUCACGUUACUGCCUUCUUGUGCAUCUUUAAGCUGCAGGAAUUAAAUUAACGAAAUUAUAAAUGAGAUUUUUUAUUAAUAUUAUUUUAUAUAAGCUAGUCCAGGUGAGAUACUGCCAGGUGAGAAAUGGAGCUGAGCAAUAAGGUGCACAUAAUGUGCCAUUGUGAUCCAAAAUGUUUAUAUUUUCUACACUAAAUGUUGUUCUGCAGUUGACCUUUUUAGGGAGAGAACACACACAGAUAUGUGCUAAUACAGUUAUAUAUUAUGUGACACAAACUAGGCAUGUACUGAUGGUAUGAAGUGAUCCAUCCUGCACUAGCAUGCACUCUGCGUCACUGAACCAUACUGUACCUCUCUGUGAAGUCCCCAUUGAAGCAUGUAUUUCACUAUUCGAGCAUUUCUGUAAAGCAGUUAAAAACCUGACGGCUUCCUAUGUGAUGGCCUCAGUACGUACCUCUCCCUCUGUCACAGUUUGAAUGUACAUCCUUUACUAAAAGAUGUGUGCUAACUCCUGCAGAGUUUACAAGGCCAUAUUAAAUACUGUUAAAAAAAACAAACUAACAAGGUUUAUCACAGUUCGCAUGAACAGGCACAGCUCAACACUCAACAUUUAUCAGUCUAAAAUGGUAAAAUGGACUUUGUCGGUCCUGUUUCAGGGUCUGUUAGCUUCAUUUGCACUUCAUCCUUGGUUAUUUUCUGGUAUCACAGCAGACGCUUUCGUCCAAAUUAAUUUGCAGUAAGUGCAUUGAGUUUUAGCUGUAAUUGGUCAGGUGCACUGCCGACUUAUGGUUAAAUUAUUAAACAGGCCUUUUCACUCAAGACAUUUGAACAUGUCACAGUAGGAAAAGCACAGGUUUAAAUAAUAAAAUUGAAGAUGCCCAAAUUA
Molecule: messenger RNA, 2009 nt
Organism: Scatophagus argus
Lineage: Eukaryota; Metazoa; Chordata; Actinopteri; Scatophagidae
Gene: tmem60
Product: transmembrane protein 60
Exons: 2
Coding region: 279-683 (134 amino acids)
Source: RefSeq, a predicted model, not a curated record